This is a messenger RNA of Vicia faba (fava bean), 1311 nucleotides long. Lineage: Eukaryota; Viridiplantae; Streptophyta; Magnoliopsida; Fabales; Fabaceae. The record is from the annotation of a GenBank genome assembly.
AUGGAUUACGAACCCUACGACAGUAGUGGAACUGAUGAUGAUCUUCCGCCAACCCAUCAAAAUAGAAUUCCCAGGGGAGGACGUCUUGCCGGGAAUGGAAGAUCUGCCGUUGGUUCAAUUCCAUACCCCAGGGUGUAUGGUGAAAUUGAUAUGGAAACCCAAAUUCAUCAACUUGAGCAGGAAGCAUACAGUUCAGUUCUGAGAGCCUUUAAAGCUCAAGCUGAUGCCAUUACUUGGGAGAAAGAAAGUUUGAUUACAGAGCUUAGAAAAGAGCUGAGAUUAUCGAAUGAGGAGCACAGAGAACUCUUAGGUCGGGUUAAUGCGGAUGAAACAAUACGGAGGAUAAGGGAAUGGAGACAGACAGGUGGGCAUCAGUCUGGCGUAAUGAAUACUGGCCAAGCUCUACAUGAUUCAAUUCCCAGUCCGUCGGUUUCUGCAUCUCGCAAAAAGCAGAAGAUUACACCACCUGUACCACCACGUUCUUUUGGCGGGCCUUCUCCCCCAUUUCACCCCCAAACAGUGACUGCAUCUCAUCAGCCAUCUUCUUCUGCAGCAAAACGAGGAUCUGUUCCUGGAUCUAAGGGAAAGAAGCAAAAAUCUGGUCCGAUAUUACCUGGUGUAUCUUCAAAGCAGUUUCCUCCUUCGGGACCAGGUGGAAGGAAUCAAGUACAAAAUCAAGUACCUAAUAGAGCUGUCAUGGGUGAACAUGCCGAGGGUGGAUCAAUUGGUCCUAUGAUCGGUAGGAGAGUGAGGACUAGAUGGCCUGACGACAAUAACUUCUAUGAAGCUGUUAUCUCUGACUACAAUCCAAUUGAUGGCCGGCAUAAUCUGGUCUAUGACAUGGGGAGUACAGAUGAAACAUGGGAAUGGGUUAAACUAUCAGAGAUAUCACCUGAAGAUAUUCAGUGGGUACCGGAGGAUCCUGGAAUUAAUCAUCGUGGGGGUUUUGCGGGCUCUGGUCAUGGGAUGAAUAGGUCCGUUGGACGUGAUAGUGUUCCAGGAGUUGGAAGAGGUAGAGGGGUCCCGAAAGGUCAAUCUAGAAAAGAUUUUUUGCCAUCACAGAAUGGCGUAGGAAAGAAAGCACCUGAUGAUAUUCAGAUUCUUCACACAGACACCUUAAUACAGGAGGUGGAGAGGGUAUUUAGUGCAAAUCAUCCCGAUCCUCUUGAAAUUGAGAAAGCAAAGAAAGUAUUGAGGGAGCAUGAGCAGUCUCUUGUUGAUGCGCUUGCAAGACUUGCCGAGCUUUCUGAUGGUGAAAGUGACGGGGCGGGUCACCAUUUCCCACAGCGUCGAUCAAUGGAUCGAGAAUGA